Messenger RNA from Meriones unguiculatus (Mongolian gerbil), 2921 nucleotides. It is a transcript of the gene Frmd8, whose product is annotated as FERM domain containing 8. The transcript has 11 exons. The coding region runs from base 147 to 1550 and encodes 467 amino acids. NCBI's taxonomy places the organism in Eukaryota, Metazoa, Chordata, Mammalia, Rodentia, Muridae. Gene Ontology annotation, biological process: negative regulation of canonical Wnt signaling pathway. Gene Ontology annotation, cellular component: cytoskeleton; plasma membrane. The record is from RefSeq and is a predicted model, not a curated record.
GCGGCAGCUUCCGCGGUGCAACGCCCGCGUCCGGACCCUCCGCGGGAGCCGGGGUCCCACCGGUGGUUGUGGUGGUGGGCUCAGAGCUGGAGGCCUGACUCGGGUGGCAUUCUGGCGUGAGGCAGUGCGUUCUGCGACCCUGCGAGAUGGAUGGGGCCGAAGGCAACGCGGGGCAGCCCGGCCCUGCGGAGCGGUCCCACCGAAGCAGCGUAUCCUCCGUGGGAGCCCGAGUAGCAGAUGUGCUGGUGUACCUGGCCGAUGACACGGUAGUGCCCCUGGCUGUGGAGAACCUGUCCUCCACCAGUGCCCAUGAGCUGCAUCGUGCAGUGCGUGAAGUCUUGCAGCUCCCUGACGUGGCCCUGGAGGCCUUCGCACUCUGGCUCGUCUCCCCUCUGCUGGAGGUGCAGCUGAAACCCAAGCACCAGCCCUACAAGCUGGGCCGCCAGUGGCCAGAGCUGCUGCUGCGCUUCACCGACGCCUCGGAUGAUGAUGUAGCCAUGGAUGAGCCUUCCCUUCAGUUCCGAAGGAAUGUGUUUUUCCCAAAGCGUCGAGAGCUCCAGAUCCAUGAUGAGGAGGUCUUGCGGCUGCUCUAUGAGGAAGCCAAGGGCAACGUGCUGACUGCUCGGUACCCUUGUGACUUGGAGGACUGUGAGGUGCUGGGUGCCCUCGUGUGCCGUGUGCAGCUUGGGCCCUACCAGCCCGGCCAGCCUGCUGCCUGCACUCUGAGGGAGAAGUUGGACUCCUUCCUCCCUGCCCACCUCUGCAAGAGAGGCCACGGCCUCUUUGCUGCCUUCCGGGGCCAUGGGGCCAAGGCUGGGCCAGGCGAGCAAGGCCUGCUGGAUGCCUAUCGCCAAGUAAAGGAAGCAACGACAGGCAGUGACAGUGAGCAUGACACCACCUUGGGCUCCUAUUAUCGAGCCUACCUCGUCAAGUGCCACGAGCUGCCCUUCUACGGGUGUGCCUUCUUCCAUGGUGAAAUCGACAAGCCGGCCCAGGGCUUCUUGCAUCGGGGUGGUCGAAAACCAGUGACCGUGGCCAUCAGCCUGGAGGGUGUGCACGUCAUCGACAGCAGGGAGAAGCAUGUAUUGCUGGGCCUGCGCUUUCAGGAGCUGUCGUGGGACCACACAUCCCCCGAGGAGGAAGAGCCUGUCCUGUGGCUGGAGUUUGAUGGUGACAGCGAGGGCACGCCCGUCAACAAGCUCCUGCGGAUCUACUCCAAGCAGGCCGAGCUGAUGAGUGGCCUCAUUGAGUACUGCAUUGAGCUGAGCCAGGCCGCUGAGCCCGCUGUCCCCCAGGAGAGCGCAUCUGGGCCCCAGGAAGCUCCCAGCCCUUCUCCACCGCCCACUCAGCGCCCCAAGCUGCGAAGGCAGGGUAGCGUGGUGUGUAGCCGGAUUCAGCACCUCUCCACCAUUGACUACGUGGAGGACGGCAAGGGGAUCAAGCGGGUGAAACCAAAGCGCACCACAUCCUUCUUCAGCCGACAGCUCUCCUCCAGCCAGGGGAGCUACACUGUGGUACAGCCCACCGAUGACAGCCUGGAGCAGAGCUGAGGGAAGCCCUGCCUGGCGGCAGGACGACAUCUGGGUGUCCUAGACCUGGACAGGCACUGUCCCCGGCAGGGCCAUGCCGCAUUAGGCUGAGGCCGUGCGCCUGUGUGGGGUGCUGUGCAGGGUCUGUUGGUGUUUCAUACCAUGGAAAAGUGACAUCCAAGCUGUCCCUGAACCUGGACUGGGCAGAGCUUCCUUGAACUCCAGGCCCACUGAGACCCCGCUGGCCCUCCUGCUUGACCCCAAGUGGACUGUCUUCUCAGAACUGCUGGCAGUUCUCAUGGCAGGUGACCGGAGUCAGAGCUCAGGACCUGCAAGUUCAGGUCCUGGGACCUUGGUGACCUUACCUUGCAUUCCUUCUGCCGACCUUCUAUCCACACUGCCAGGACAGGAUGCCUCCUUCUCUCCCGGCGUAUGCCGGGACUGGAGGGAGCGUCUGCAGGCCAAGCCGAGUAUAUGGGCUGUCUUUCUGUCUGCCUUUGUUGAUGUCUGUGCUGAAUUGUGGCUGUCCUGGGACGUCCUUUUCCACACAGGAAAAGCCCUUAACUUCCCUGGGCUGGAAUGGCUCUGCAAACACACCUGCCAGUCCGCUUGUUUUUGUGUGAACUGGGUCUCAGGGUUAGAUUUUGUCUUGUCUCAUCUGCUUUGAGUGGAUAAAGCCUGGGACCUGGCAACUCAAAGAUCUCCCUUGCCAGCACCAGCACUGCACUGUGGCUUCCCUGAGGACAGCCAUAGAGACUCACGCUGCCUCUCCCCCUAAGGCUGUGUAAAGGAGACCCCAGCUCUAUCCCCCCCCACACACACCCCCCAGCAGCCUUGACUGCUCUUGGGAGGAGCUGGUCCAGGGAAGGGUGCUUUCCAGGCCCUUGAGCCCCUCUGUGGUGAGUACACAGCUCUCAGUACUUCCUGGGAACUCCCACAAUGCCCCCGACACACCAUGCUUAGCUUGGUGUGCUCAGUGGGAAGCCACAGAAAUGCAAGCCCACAUUUCUCCAAAGGAAGGCAGCCCACCUGCCUAGGGAGCCCCAGAGGUCUUGGCAGCAGAAAGGAAAGGCUGGCCUCACCGCCUGGAAUGGUGUGGGUGGUGACACCUGCCGCUUGUAGUCGGUCCUCUUGGGGCCACGUGCCUUCUCGGAGCUACCAGCCCACUCUGUUAGCAACGACCUUUUGGUUGUCUCUGCUCUUGAUGGCUCAGGUGCCUUAUGUGCGCGUCAGGAGGUGGAUGCGUGGGUAUGCAGACUUUGUUCCUACUUGAGCCUUUGAGUUUCCCAGUUACCACUGUGCCUUAACCCUCAGACAGAGCACUGUUCUACUAAAUGCCUUGUGUGUCCUGUCUUUCCUAUCACUUGAUUAAUAAAAUUAGCACCUACCACA